Messenger RNA from Beta vulgaris subsp. vulgaris (sugar beet), 1729 nucleotides. RefSeq lists its product as uncharacterized. The transcript is spliced from 4 exons. NCBI's taxonomy places the organism in Eukaryota, Viridiplantae, Streptophyta, Magnoliopsida, Caryophyllales, Amaranthaceae. Bases 267 to 1238 code for a protein of 323 amino acids. The record is from RefSeq and is a predicted model, not a curated record.
CGUCUGUACCAAUAUUAAGGCUCAAAGUAAAAGCUUUAAACCCUAAAACGGCUAAAACCUUCGUCUUCAAUCUUCUCCCAUCUCUUAAUUACAUGACACGCGUCAAAGUCCAACAAACUCUCUAAGAUUUCGAUUAUAUAUACAUACUCCCCACAAAUAUUCUCCCCCCUCCCACAAAAUCAAACCAAAUCACUCGGCCGUUUUUACCCCAAAAUUCUGCAUCAAACACAAUCACAAUUCAGCAGAAACAUUAGAAGAAAAAUCAAAUGACAACAACAUCGUCGGAAAAUCACACAAAUAAUACCAUGAAUAAUAAUGGUGGAUUAGCAGCAGCAAAGAAUGAGUUUAAUAAAGAUGAAAUUGAAGUGGGUAAUCUUUUACUUGACUUACCAUAUUUGACUACUAAUUCUCUCUCCUCUUACCGGUUUCCUUACCAUUGGACCACCAAAAAACUACGCACUGCACUAGUGUCUCCUCCUCCUCCUCCUCCUCCUCCUCCGUCUCACCGGAAACUUGCUACUCCGGUUAAAACUGAAGCUGCUACAAGUCCUAACACUCCUCUCUCUUUCUCCCCUUCACUUAGUGAGUCUGAUUCCAAAUUCAACCACUCUGCUAAAAGAAAAACCCCAUCUCUCAAUUUGAGAAAAGUAGAAUUGGAAAAAAGUUUAAGAGAGAGAAUGUUUACUCAACAACAACUCAAUGAGUCGCUUAUCAAGGUGAAGGAGUAUAUCAACGUCCUAACUACUGAAAAUCUCGAGUUAUUGACCAGAAAACAGGAGCUACUCGGUGAGAAGAGAGAGAAAAUUGAGUUGGGUUGUACCACUCAAACACAUCGACAAAAACUAAAAAUUUCGGUCAAUGAUCGGGUACAUGCGGUUCCAUCAACAUCUAUGGAGUUGCACCAUCAACCACCGUUGAUUUCUCCUCAACAAAGACACGACGAUGUCAGUGAUACUGUAUAUGUGGGUCUUAGUCCCAAGGUAGGAGUGGUCAAUGAUCCAAUGUGCGGGAAAACACCGAAUACCACACAGGUGCUUCAUUCACCACCGUUGAUUAUUAAUCAACAGCAUGGGUUAAUCAUCAAUCAAGUGGAUCAAAUUCAUCAUCGCAACCAACAAGGACCAGUUAUGAUUGAUCUUAAUAUAACACCAGAUGAAACGAAAGCUAUGGCAGCAGCUGCUGCUAGAAAUAAUAGAUAUCGUGUUAAUAAGGAGAAGAGGACACGUGUCAAAAGUUGAGAAGAACGAUCAUGAGAUAAAUAGACUACUAAUACUAUAGUGUAGUGCUAAUCAUAUCAUUUAUUGGAAAGUUUGUGUAAUCUAAAUCAUUUUAGGGGGCGUUUGGUUCAUAUAAUAGUAUGGGUUUGGAAUCAAGAAUGAAACCGAGGUGGUAUGGGUUUGGAACUUGAUACUUAAUACCUUGUGUUUGGUUUGAUUUAGGAAUGAAAAUUCUUCUUUUAUUUGAUACCUAGAGGUAAGGUAUGAGCCAUACCCACCUCCCCCCAUGGGUUUCUAAACCCCAUACCUUAUGGGUUUGAGGUAUGGGUUUAAAAUUUAGAAAUAAGUUAAACAAACACUAAGUAUGGGUUUUGUUCAUUCCAAACCCAUACCUCAUACCUAAAACUAGUGAACCAAACACCCCCUUAGGGUUUUUCUAUAGGAUACCAUUGUAUAAUUGAUUUUUCUACCGUGCACAUUAUUAGUAUCUAACUAGUAUUUCGACUCGAGUA